This is a messenger RNA of Anopheles gambiae (African malaria mosquito), 2059 nucleotides long. It is a transcript of the gene CkIIbeta, whose product is annotated as casein kinase II subunit beta. Gene Ontology annotation, molecular function: protein kinase regulator activity. Lineage: Eukaryota; Metazoa; Arthropoda; Insecta; Diptera; Culicidae. The record is from RefSeq and is a predicted model, not a curated record. Gene Ontology annotation, cellular component: cytoplasm; protein kinase CK2 complex. Bases 571 to 1236 code for a protein of 221 amino acids. The transcript has 7 exons.
GCAUGACCCGACAGCUGUAACCACAGUGGCUGAAAAAAUUAAGCGUGGCUUGCCAAGGGAUUAAAAGGUAAAUUUUCGUGCCGAUUUUCACCCCGAAACGGUGCAACUGGCCGUCCCGUUUGUUGCCCGUACCGUGCCCCGCCCGCCCGUGUACGAUUUGGGCGUGAAAGAUUGCGCCCGGGGUCGGAAAAACCGGUCACAAGUGUGUGCAGUGCAGUACGAGCGGCUUUCCUCCGUCAUCGUGUCACCGUCAUUUUUUCGCUCGUCUGCUGCUGCUCUCCUUGUACCGUGUGCGUGUGUGUGUGUGUGUACGUACGGUGUGUGCGGUGUAUGCGUGUGUGUAGGAGCGAGUGUGUUAAAGUCAGAGCUGCACGCGUUUUCGCUGUGCCGCAGCAAAUUGGGUAUCGAAUCGAACUUUCGGUGCGGAAAAGCGGAAGGACACAGCGCGAAACACGAACGUGUACGAUCCGGUCGCCUCGCACUCACCCCCUCCCAUCCCUCGCUCCCUCAACACCCGGAAGUCGGUGAAAUCGCACAGUUGUGAGGAAUUGGAAACAGGGUGCCGUGAAAAUGAGUAGCUCUGAGGAGGUAUCAUGGAUUUCUUGGUUUUGCGGACUGCGCGGUAAUGAAUUCUUCUGUGAGGUGGACGAGGAUUACAUACAGGACAAAUUUAACCUGACCGGACUCAACGAACAGGUACCGAACUACCGCCAUGCGCUGGAUAUGAUUCUGGACCUCGAGCCCGAGGAUGAAAUUGACGAUAAUCCCAACCAGUCGGAUCUGAUCGAGCAGGCGGCGGAGAUGCUGUACGGUUUGAUACACGCUAGAUACAUUCUCACCAACCGUGGCAUAGCUCAAAUGAUAGAAAAAUAUCAAAGUGGAGACUUUGGGCACUGCCCACGCGUUUACUGUGAAAGUCAACCAAUGCUUCCGCUAGGUCUGUCGGAUGUGCCCGGUGAGGCGAUGGUAAAGUCCUACUGUCCCAAAUGCAUCGACGUUUACACACCAAAGUCCUCUAGACAUCAUCAUACCGAUGGCGCAUACUUCGGAACUGGAUUCCCGCACAUGCUGUUCAUGGUACACCCAGAGUACCGUCCUAAGCGUCCCGCAAAUCAAUUCAUACCACGUCUCUACGGUUUUAAGAUUCACUCCUUAGCGUAUCAAAUCCAACUGCAGGCGGCAGCGAACUUUAAGGCACCGCUUCGAGGGAGCUCGGCGAAGGGCAUCGACAACUGAACCGCAAGCCGCCGAGACUAUAUCGAAAAGAUAGUUUGAGCCAGCCGCCACCCUCUCGAUAUAGGAUCAACCAAGCAACUAAGCAACCAUCCCCUUGCUACUAAUACCACCAUCAUCAUCCAUCCCCUCCCCCUCUUACAUCAAGCGGAAAGCGUGUUCGUGUGUGUGUGUGUGCGUGCGUGCGUGCGAGUGUUAGAGAUGCAAAAGCGGAAGCCAGAUCCCCCAGGGGGGAAGAUACAAUCGCGGAAAAGUGUUUCGUGAACUGUCCUAGCAGAACACGCAUCAUAUUUAGGAUGCUGUAUGCGUCGUUCGGUAGAGUUUUGUUGAUAGUUUUUUUUUUGUAAAAUCACACAUUGAUUUAUUCGCGCAUCCAUCCAUGGAUGGAAUGUAGCUGUGUGUGUGUUGAAUAAUGUUUUUUUCCCUGCCGUGUGAGAAGAAAGUGUUUUUGAAAGGCGUGUCAUGAAAUCAUCACACGUGCUUUAGAAACAAAUAUGAAAACAAACGGAUCCACUAGACGCAGUGCAUCCCCAUCCCCUCUCCUUCUCGCUUUUUCCACACGAUAUCUCGGCGCGAUCGAUAGUGAAAAGUGUGUUCUAGGCAUCUUGUGCGCGUUGCGCUGGGAACAUUCACGAUACAUAGCAGGCGGCGAACACGUGUUAUACGCAUGCACACCACUCACACACACACACACAUAGAGCGGAAAAUCGAGUAACAGCAGCAGCAGAAGCAAAAGUAGUAGCAGAUAGAAAUACGUAGGGAGAGCGCAAAAGAAAAAAAAGAAAAGAACGGAAACAACAAAAAUAAAAUAAUCCACGUAGAAAAA